AUACAAUCUGUCGUUCCAUUUAAGGCUGGACAUUUCAUUCAUCAUUUUUGUCCAUUUCACAGCGCUAAGGCUGUUUUAAAGAAAGGUUGCGUUUUGAACUGAUAUUUGGCAUCUAAGAUAAUACUGCACCGAGCUCACAAACUAUGGAUUCUAUUGCGAGAGCCCCGAGACGGAUUUCAAGGUACGUUUGGGUGUUUAUUCUUUUCUUCGCAUUCUUUAAGACCGUGUCUACAGUAACUCACUAUUCUAUCCCCGAGGAGAUGGAGGAAGGAUCCGUUGUUGCAAAUCUGGCAGCUGAUCUUGGGCUGGAUGUUAAAACGUUAAAUAGGCGAAAGAUGCGUUUGGACACGAUUGUAUCCAAAAAAUAUCUUGACAUUAACAAAGAAACCGGAGAGCUCUAUGUCGUGCAGAAGAUAGACAGAGAACAUCUCUGCAAUUCCAAAUCAAUCUGCUUUCUAAAGCUAGAUGCUACGAUAGAAAAUCCAAUUCGAAUGUUUAACAUCGAAAUAGAAAUAACGGAUAUCAAUGAUAAUGCUCCAUAUUUUAGGAGAGACACAAUGCACUUGGAUAUAUCAGAGUCUACUUCAACUGGGGAGAGGUUUUCUUUGAACAAUGCUUUCGAUGCAGAUAUCGGAAGCAAUUCCGUGAAUUCAUAUUACUUAAGUGAGAGUGCUCAUUUCAACAUCGAAAUACAGACAGGAAGGGAUGGAUCGAAAUUUGCUGAUUUAAUUUUGAAGAAAGCUUUGGACCGUGAAGAGCAAACAGUUCAUAAUCUGAUCCUCACUGCUGUGGAUGGAGGAGUCCCCGCGCGCUCUGGCACGGCUAGCAUUAUUGUGCGCGUUCUGGACACUAAUGACAACGCCCCUCAGUUCGAUAAAGACAGUUAUACUAUAAAUCUAACAGAAAACUCGCCCACUGGAAGCCUUGUAGUGAAAUUAAACGCCACAGAUAAAGACGAGGGCUCAAAUUCAGAUUUACUUUACUCUUUUAGUUUGUAUACAUCAGAGAAAACGCAGCAAACAUUCAGUCUGAAUCCUAACAAUGGGGAAAUCAGAGUGAAAGAAAUGAUUAAUUAUGAGGAUUUCAGAAUCUAUGAUAUGGAAAUUAUUGCAACAGAUAAAGCAGCUAAUAGUCUCUCUGGAAAGUGUAAAGUAAAGAUUUUAAUCACAGAUAUGAAUGACAAUCAUCCUGAAAUUUCUAUAAAGUCAUUCACAAGUCCAGUUAAAGAAGAUGUACCUGUAAAUACAGUAAUUGCAGUUGUUAGUGUGAGUGAUAAAGACUCUGGAGAAAAUGGACAGGUAGAUAUUCAUAUUUCUGAUGAUUUACCUUUUGCGCUUAAAGAAUCAUCUGAUAAUUAUUAUGAAUUAUUAAUUUCAGAACCGUUAGACCGUGAAAAGGUUGCAGAAUAUGACAUCACUAUAACCGUCACUGACAGGGGCAACCCGCCGUUAUCUGAUAAUGAAACUAUAACUUUAGAGCUACUGGACGUUAAUGACAAUGUUCCUCAGUUCCCGCAGACAUUCUACACGAUCCCUGUUAUGGAGAAUAACGCGCCUGGAGCUUCACUGAGCUCUUUAACUGCGAUAGACCCAGAUCUCCAUGAAAACCAGUAUCUAGUGUAUUUCAUAAUAGAGAAGGAAAUAGUGAACACCUCCAUGUCCAUGCUGUUCUCCAUUAACCCAGAGAACGGUAAUCUUUACGCGCUAAAGACCUUUGACUAUGAGAUGGAGAAGGAGUUUCUUUUCCACAUCGAGGCCAGAGACUCUGGUGUUCCUCCGCUCAGCAGUAACGUGACCGUUCACAUUAUUAUCAUGGAUCAGAACGACAACACACCGCUUAUAGUGUCUCCAUGGCGCGCGCACGGCUCGGAAGUGAAGGAAAAGAUCCCGAGAUCCACAGAUAAAGGAACUCUGAUAGCCAAAGUCAUCGCCAUAGACUCUGACUCAGUGCACAACUCUCGGAUCACGUACCAGUUCCUCCAGAACACCGACGCCACGUUAUUCAGCUUGGAUCAAUACAACGGAGAGAUCCGGACCAUGAGAAUGUUCAGUUACAGAGACUCGCGAGACCAGCGGCUGGUGGUGAUCGCCAAAGACAACGGAGAGCCCGCGCUCUCUGCUACAGUCACCAUCAAACUGUCCACGGUGGAGACCGCCCUCAAAACCUAUACUGAGGUGCCUUUGGAGUAUGACAUCUUCUCAGAUCUAAACCUGUAUCUGGUGAUCGGCCUGGGCUCUGUCUCGUUUCUUUUACUCAUCACUAUACUGGUGACCAUCGUGCUGAAGUGUCAGAAAGCGAAGCCCAGCAAAGCGGCUCCUCCGUGCAGGAACAGUGUGAUCAGCGAGAGGAACUCGACCAUCGCGGACUCCACUCUGGUCUCCAACGAUGCCUACUGGUACAGUUUAUUUCUAGCAGAGACGAGGAAAGGAAAGCUGGUGGUCAGACAGCCUGCGCCAAAGGGAGCGAGAUACAUCGUGUCCAGUUUACCGAGGAGCACAGGAGUGACCGAGACCAGCGACUCAGCCGCUUCUACUCUACAGGUAAGAUCACAUAUUAUUGCUUAUUUUUUUAAAUACUUUUCACAUGCAUUAUUACUGAUGAAGCGCAAAUUCUAA
Molecule: messenger RNA, 2615 nt
Organism: Pimephales promelas (fathead minnow)
Lineage: Eukaryota; Metazoa; Chordata; Actinopteri; Cypriniformes; Leuciscidae
Source: RefSeq, a predicted model, not a curated record